GAGAAGGGCUUAUUACAAAAAUAAAACUAAUGACUUUUAACUUGAAAAACGUUAGGGUGUUGCCAGCUUUUAUGUCGUCGCAGAUUGACUAUUUGUACUACUUUGGAUGCAGUGUAAGAAUAUUGAUGCUUCCCAAACAACGCAUUUUAAACAAUUGUCAAUUUGCACAACUGCACGUUACCACUGUGGGAGGCUGUUAGAGGUGCUGCUCACUGGUUGAGUGCUGGUAUUGUCGUUUUGGCUGAGAACAAUCUACACUUCGCCCUCACAUUGACAAACAGACACCUGCCCUGUACAGACACCAUGGAUCGUCCUCCCAGCACUAGUCAGCUGAUGGCCAGCAAUGUCACAAAUAAGACAGACCCACGGUCCCUGAAUUCAAGAGUCUUCAUUGGGAACUUGAACACUAUGCUGGUUACCAAGGAAGAUGUUGAAGCCGUUUUUAGCAAAUACGGCAAGGUUGUUGGCUGCUCUGUGCACAAGGGCUACGCCUUCGUCCAGUACGUCAACGAGAGGAACGCACGAGCGGCUGUAGCAGGAGAGGACGGCCGGAUGUUUGUUGGACAAGUGCUUGAUAUUAAUUUGGCAGGAGAGCCCAAGCCUCACAGGUCAAAUACAACAAAGCGAUCAGCCGGAGAUAUGUACAGCAGUAGUUCUUCUUUCGAGCUUGAUUAUGAUUUCCAGAGAGAUUACUAUGACAGAAUGUAUUCAUACCCUUCCCGUGUGCCCGCUCCACCACCACCACCUCCUCUUUCACGGGCUGUGAUCCCUUCCAAACGUCCGCGGGUCAGUGUGAGUGGGGGAAACAGCCGCCGCGCCAAGUCCAGCUUUUCCACUUCAUCCAAGAGCAGCCAGCGGAUGUCUUCUCGAACCUUGAAAGCAGAUGACCUUCAAACUAUUAAGAAAGAGCUUGCUCAAAUCAAACACAAGGUUGACUAUCUUCUGGAGAGUAUGGACAGGAUGGAGAAAGACCACAACAAGAAAUCUGAGGGGAAAAGUGUGAAGGCAGAAGUGGGUGAGGCUACCUCCCUUCAGCAUUCCAGCAAGAAAGACAGAGAGAGGGAAGAGCAAGAGAUAAAUGAUUCUGAGGAGGAGAGAGAUUUGUUGGAAGAGGAGGAGGAGGAAGAGGUUAAAAGCCAGGGAGGAGAGAAUGAAGAAGAAGAGGGAGAGGAGGAAGAGGGUGAGCAUGAAGAAGGGGAAGAUGAUGGUGACAGCAUUAAUGGUGACGACUCAUAGCUUGUUUUAAACACCGUGGAUACGAGAAGUGCACUAAAAAUUCAGCCCUUUCAAUUCUUUUGAAAGGUUGAAGCCAGUCUUUGAAAGAUUUGUCUGUUAUGAUGUAGAUGCCUGCACUCUUAUAAUAACUGACACUACAGUUACAUUAGUUUCACUGAUGUCAGUUUAUUUUUAAUGUUAGCAUGACAUCUUUUCAGGCUUUUGAAGUGUCCCUCAACCUUGAUGAAGACAAACAUCUGGUUUCAAACAACAGAAACCAUUACAUUCUCCAGUUAUUUUUAAUCAUUCUGACUUUAACCUGAGAGGUUUUUAUUUUUCACUAGCAGAAUAUGUCCAUUGUGUAUUCUCGGAGUGUAUCCCUUUUUGCCCUGUGUGUCUUAUGGGUUUUUUUUCUGUGAUCAAAGACAAAAUUUGUAUUUUAAAAGGGGGAAACUUGAGUGGUUACUCUAUUACAGAGAGCUGAGAAGCUUCCAGGAAACAUCUAUGUUUGUAUUUACCUGUCUUUUUUUUUUUUAUAUUACCCUGUUACAUAAUUCUACAGGAAAAUUUCAAUAAAAUAAUAAAUUAAA
Molecule: messenger RNA, 1805 nt
Organism: Cyprinus carpio (common carp)
Lineage: Eukaryota; Metazoa; Chordata; Actinopteri; Cypriniformes; Cyprinidae
Gene: hnrnpca
Product: heterogeneous nuclear ribonucleoprotein C a
Cellular component (GO): nucleus
Molecular function (GO): RNA binding
Source: RefSeq, a predicted model, not a curated record